AAUAACAAAUACAUAAUUAUUUCUAAGUGUUGUUUGUCUAAUGAUCUUAUCAUUGAAUCAUCUAAUAAGUUAGUAGCAAAACCAUAAGACUUGGAAGCAAAGAAGAGAAGUCUCAUUUAGUUGAAAACUUAUUUUAAUUCAAAGAGAGAUAUUGAGUGACUUCCACUAAUACAAAGAAACCUUGGUUUGUGCAAUGUUUUGCGGUUAAGCUAUUAAUUGCUGAGGCAACACCUUUUCACCCUAUUGCUUUCAGUCUUCCAAGUUUCAGCCUUUCUAACUCUUUCUGGCAAUCAAACUACAAACUCUCUUGGAUAAUAUUAUAGUUUUCAUUCAAAACUUAUCAUAAUUGUUAUCUGUUGUUACCUACAUUCAUAGCCUUAUCAAAACUAAUAAAGACAAAAGGAUACAAGAGAAUAUAAUUUUUAGUUAGUAUAAAAAAGAGAGUUUUCACCUAAUGAAAUACUUCAAUCAUUUGAGUUAUCUUUAUCCUUAUGAUUAGUGUCUUUAUAUCUGUCAAUAUGCUGCCUCUCCUUCCAACUCCUUUUGGAUUAUUCUCUCCUUCUCUUGCUUUAGACAUUUAUCUUUAUUUAUAAUUUCCAUUUGAGGUAGAACCAUAUCCCUUUUUCAAAUUUUAUUAAUAAAAUAAAAUACAUUGGUAAACGUUUGAACAUGAAAAAAUAUGCACUAGCCGGUAAUUAUGAUGAUGGGCCAAAAUCUAAUUUGAAAACUCUAUGUAACUGAGAGAGUCAAAUGAAAGUAAUAAUUUGAAAAAGAAAAAAAGUCAACAACUUGAAAGCAUUUUAGAAUUGAAGAUAAAGAGGAAGAUAAUGAGUAUGAUGAAUGUGAAAUGAAAUGGGUAGUGAAAGAGAAAGAAGAAGAGGGAAGGGUUGGUUACUGUCAAUGUUGUGUUAAUGCCAAUGGCUUGAAAUGGCGACGGUUGCUUGAGAAUGAGGGAAAAAAAAGAAGUUUAGAGGAGGAGUCUUUGAGAGUAAACAUGACCGCAGGAGAAAACCCUUUUGCAUCAAACACCUCUUCUCUUCAAAACCAGCUUAGAGAAAAGGACAAGGAGCUAUUGGCUGCUAAGGCUGAAAUUGAGGCUUUGAGAACAAAUGAAGAGCUCAAGAACAGAGAAUUUGGGGAGCUCAGGGAAAACGUGAGGAAGUUGGAGGAGAGACUAGGAGUCUCUAAGAAUCUUGUUGUACAAAAGGAGGUAGAGAUGAAGAAGCUAGAAGAGGAGAAGGAAGAUGCAUUAGCGGCACAGGACGCCGCAGAGGAAGCACUGAGGAGGGUUUACACGCACCAACAGGAAGAUGAUCCUCUACCCCUUGAAUCAGUUAUUGCUCCUCUUGAAGCUCAGAUCAAGUUUCAAAAGCAUCAGAUCUCUGCGCUUCAAGAAGACAAGAAAGCGUUGGAACGGCUGACAAAAUCAAAAGAAUCAGCGCUUCUUGAAGCAGAGAGAAUCUUGAAAAGUGCACUUGAACGUGCUUUGAUUGUUGAGGAGGUUCAAAACCACAACUUUGAACUUCGACGACAGAUUGAGAUCUGCCAGGAAGAGUACAAGUUUCUUGAGAAAAUAAACCGGCAGAAAGUGUUGGAGAUUGAGAAGCUCUCUCAAACCAUUGGAGAGUUAGAGGAAGCAAUCUUGGCAGGAGGAACAGCUGCAAAUGCAGUUCGAGACUAUCGUCGCCAAAUCUCUCAGCUCAAUGAAGAGAAGAGAACCUUGGAGAGAGAGCUAUCCAGAGUCAAAGUGUCAGCAAGUAGAGUGGCUCUUGCGGUUGCUAACGAGUGGAAAGAUGAGAAUGAUAGAGUUAUGCCUGUUAAGCAAUGGCUUGAAGAGAGAAGGCUUCUCCAUGGAGAAAUGCAGAAACUGAAAGAUAAACUGGCUGUUUCAGAGAGAACAGCUAAGGCUGAAUCACAGCUAAAGGAGAGGUUGAAGCUGAGACUGAAAACCAUAGAAGAUGGCUUGAAGAGUCCAAACAUGUUUACUGUCUCUCCAACAACUACAAAAGCUGAAAAGUCUGGCAAGAUUUUAGGAUUCUUGACUAGUGGUGUUGGUGGAUCAAAGAAAAGAUCUACUUCUCAGCCAAGAGGCUCACUUACAGGUAGAAUCCAUGCUCUAAAUCAGCCGAUCAACAGAGGUGAAGAAAGAGAUGGAAAAGAGAACUCAAAGGUUACAUCAAACGGAUUAACUAAUGUGGAUGAAGAAGAAGAACAAAGGAAAGCUGAGGCAGAUGGAAAUGAAGAUAUGGUGUCAGGGUUCUUGUAUGACAGGCUUCAGAAGGAAGUAAUUUCUCUAAGGAAAAUCUGUGAGAGUAAAGAGGGUACUAUAAAUGCCAAAAAUGAGGAAAUCAAGAUGUUGUUGAAGAAGGUGGAUGCUCUAACGAAAGCAAUUGAAGUGGAGACAAAGAAGGCAAAGAGGGAAGCUGCGGCGAGAGAAAAGGAGAACGCAUUGGCGAUCUUGAAUGAAGGGUCAAAACGAUGCAGAAAGGCAAACUUACCGAGAAGCCGCGUACACAAGUCAUGUUGAAUAUCAUGUCCAGUAGAGGAACAAGAUGCUUAUGAGAAUGAAGAUAUCAAAAGAAUAUGGUCUUAACUUCGGUGUACAUACUAAAAGAAAAUGAAACUGAAGCUUUAAUGAAAGAAGAGAUGUGUGCGUUUGUUAUCUCGUUUGGAUUGUAAAUUAUGUUUUUAGAUACUGAAGCAAUACUACUUAUCUCUCUUCUCCUA
This is a messenger RNA of Brassica rapa (field mustard), 2727 nucleotides long. Its product is annotated as microtubule-associated protein 70-5. Gene Ontology annotation, molecular function: microtubule binding. The record is from RefSeq and is a predicted model, not a curated record. Gene Ontology annotation, biological process: cytoskeleton organization. NCBI's taxonomy places the organism in Eukaryota, Viridiplantae, Streptophyta, Magnoliopsida, Brassicales, Brassicaceae.